AUGGAGGAAGAGAAGGACACCAAGAAGAAAAGAGUAUCCUUUGCACCUGAGCCGCAGGUGAUGUACAUAUAUCCUGAGGAGGAGAAUAGAAGCAACAGGACGAUGGACUCCGGAGUGAUAAGCGAGGACGAGAUUUCUGUGGAGCUGACUGUGGACCAUCUUCGGGCCGGAGAGCUGCAGAACGGUGAAGAUGAGCGAGAAGGAAACUUUCUCAAUGCGGAGUUGAAUGACCUGGUGUCUUGUAGCACAAGCAGCCGUGCAAACGAGCGUGACGGUCCCACCAACGAAGAUGUCUUUGGUGGUCGCAAGGACGUCCAAGACGUUCUGCAAGGAAGCAGCGCACACACAGAGAGUCCUCCUGGAUGCACCGAUGGGGAGCCUGUGGGUGUUGAGGCUGGUUCCGCUAAAGAUGGAGAUGGCUGUGAAGGAUUGCUGACGCUCAAGCCUUCGAAGGCUGAGAAUGCAAAAGAGGAGUUUGAAGACACAUUAAUCAGCAACGAGACGAUUAAUGUGGAGGAGAUUAUAAACACCCAGGAUCUCCGGAAGAUGAUUCCACAGGCCAGGAGAGAGGCUGUGAAUGUUUCUGAAAUGCUAGUUUCGAAGGGGAUCCGGUUUCUUGACAGCCUUGUUGUGUCGAACACAAGAAGAGACACGAUGUCGAAGUCGCGGAACGAGGUUCAUCCCAGGCAGGAGAAGUUCUACGCGAAUUUUGUGGAGCCUCGGACGCGGUUUUUUCUGGACUUCAGUUCUGAGCUCGAGGACCGGAUGUCUCGGCAGGAGAAGGUGAAUGCGGAUCUGGAGAGGGAGUUUGUUGUUUCUGGAACUGUGCUUGAGAAGGCAGAUGCUUCGAGUCAGCUCAAGGCCCUGAAGACGGAGUGCAGAAUGAGAGCAAAGAUUGAGUGGUAUGAGCUCCGCAAGGAGAAGGAGGUUGAGUUCAACAGAGAGGUGACAGACCGAAAGAACAAGCUUGCGCUGGAGUACAAUCUUCUGGCAGGAGGCCUGAAGGAGGUCUCUGAGAAGGUUGAGGACAUGAAAAGCAGAAACGAAAAGAUGGAGGAGCAGAUACGGCGGAUAAAGAGCAGGGUCGGGGCUGAUGGAGAGGGCAAACACCAGAAGAUCUCUGAGCUAAGGACACUGAUGAGCGAGCAGGAGGAGAUGAUUGAGAGUAUUGGGAAGGAGCUGAAGGGGCUUUCUGAGGAAAAGAUGAAAAGGCAGGUUGAGCGACGUGUGCUGUGUGAAGCCAUGGAGAAGACUGAGGCUGAGAUAAAGGAGCUUGAGAAGGCGCUGAAGAUCCAGAGUGUAACGGAAGCACAGCUGAAGGAGGUAAGGCAAGAGUUUCGAACGCUGUGUGCCGUCUUCAACAUGGAGCUGGUGAGGGCAGAUGGUUCUGAGGUCAGGUUUAAGCUACUGGGAUAUGACAUCAGGAUAGGGCUGGACGCAGGACUUACAAUAAGGUCUGUUGAUGCUACGGCACUGUGUGAUAGAAAGGGGAUGGGUGUUUUGCACCACUACUUUGCAAAGCACUUUGGGGGAGCCGGGCUUAGAUUAUCCAGAGGCGUCAAGGAUGCCGUGUUCGUUGCAGCACUGGCGUCGGGCCUGUACAAGGAGCUGGAGAUAGUCAAGAAAAGCCAUGGGGUGGAAUGCAGCCUGAGCGGCGAUGAGGUCACUGUCGAGAUCCUGUUGCUGGAUGUACUGAGAUGUAGCAAGCGUGGAGUGACCAUCAAGAUAAGAAACGGGUUUGAAUGUCUGGUUGUGUUGGAAGGCAGAAGUAGGCUGUAUGACCUCAGAAGUGAUGUUGGAGUAGUGUCGAGAUCUGUUGAGGAGGCACUUGUAAAUUCCGAAUAG
This is a messenger RNA of Encephalitozoon cuniculi GB-M1, 1845 nucleotides long. RefSeq lists its product as uncharacterized. Lineage: Eukaryota; Fungi; Microsporidia; Unikaryonidae. The record is from RefSeq and is marked provisional. The coding region runs from base 1 to 1845 and encodes 614 amino acids. The transcript has a single exon.